Boleophthalmus pectinirostris (great blue-spotted mudskipper) is the source of this 1734-nucleotide messenger RNA. It is a transcript of the gene fdx2, whose product is annotated as ferredoxin 2. Gene Ontology annotation, biological process: P450-containing electron transport chain; positive regulation of oxidoreductase activity. Gene Ontology annotation, cellular component: mitochondrion. Gene Ontology annotation, molecular function: 2 iron, 2 sulfur cluster binding. The transcript has 5 exons. The record is from RefSeq and is a predicted model, not a curated record. Lineage: Eukaryota; Metazoa; Chordata; Actinopteri; Gobiiformes; Gobiidae. The coding region runs from base 8 to 598 and encodes 196 amino acids.
CAUUACGAUGGCGGCUACGGCAGCUGUCCGGACAAGCAUGGGUCUGACUUUCAGGCUUUCUCGGGGUUUACCUGUGUGCAGCACGUGCCCGUUUUACACCUUGAACAGAUGUGGAGGCAGCGGGACUCAUUUAGUGAGGAGGGGCUCUUUGGACCACCACGGCACAAUAAACAGACUCUUACGGACAACUAUAGGUCUUCAUCGAAGUGACGAGGCGAGCUCCAACGCAGAGGACCCUCAUGAUGUGGUCAAUGUGGUGUAUGUAGAUCGGUCUGGCCAGAGGAUUCCUGUGAAGGCCAAAGUGGGGGAUAAUGUUCUUUACUUGGCCCAUAAGAAUGGUGUUGAUCUAGAAGGAGCAUGUGAAGCAUCUCUGGCCUGCUCCACCUGCCAUGUCUAUGUAAAUUCUGAUUAUUAUGACAAACUACCAGAGCCUGAAGAGAGGGAGGAUGACAUGCUGGAUAUGGCGCCCAUGCUUCAGGAGAACUCCCGUCUAGGUUGCCAAAUAAUUAUCACACCAGAGCUGGAUGGUAUCGAAUUAACUCUACCCAAAGUCACCAGGAACUUUUAUGUUGAUGGGCACGUUCCUAAACCUCACUGAUAAUGGCCAUUCCUGCAUGAAAUACAAUGGGGUCCUCUCUUGCUGCCAUCACUGGUUUGACGGACCACAAGAAGAUACGGCCAGUCGACAGCCUGUUGCCAGAUCAAAGAUGGGCGCAGAUUUCAAUGGUUAACGGAGAUGCCAGUCUAGCCGACCAGUUCAGCUGGUGUCGCACACGUAAAUGGUUACUUAAAAAACAGUCUUUAAGUUUCAUUGGACAUGUUCUCAAUCAAGCCAACGUCUAUUUACAUCUCAUUUUCACAAAAUUCAAGUGACGCUGUGAAUCUGACUUUGUGAACAUUCCCUGUGAAAGGUACAUUGAGUAACUUUACUGGGCGAGAGUCUGUGACCUUGUGUCUAUGGAUAAGUCAUCGAUCUACCUGGAAAGUUCCACAGUAUGACAUUAAACAGCUCUACCUUACAUUUAUUCAAUUUUAUGUGGUUUUAUAACUCAAAAUACCUGGAGAAAUAGGUAUUCUGACAGUGAGCGGGUUCACCUCUCCGCAGAUGUGACCUGUGACUUGGUCUGAUUUGGUCUCCAUUAAGAUUCAGAAAGGUUCAUUGUCAUACUCUGAAACAUUCCAGACAAAACAAUAACAUUUCCAUGGAGAAAAGCAUUUGACAGACCAUCCACCAGAAAAGUUACACAGUGCUCCUUAAAGCUACUAUACGUACAAGACCUCACUGCAUUAAAACAAAACGGGUUGUAUGCAUAACCUUUGCAUCACUGAAGCCAUAUAAUGAAAAGGUGGUUCAGAAGUAAUUCAUUUUAUACAAUCUCUGAGUUUUAAGGUCCUAUAUUAUGCAACACUGACUUUUUGAGCUUUUCUUCAUGUUUAAUGUCCACCUCAAAUAAUACCUGACAGUGUUUCAUUUGAGUAGUGAUAUUUAGCAGGUCCUUGUGCCCUCUGCUUCCAUUUUGUACAAUUAAAUAGUCUUUAUUUAAAGUUAUACAAAUAGGUGUUGAUAAGCUGUUCAGAAAGCCUGAAGUCAGCGUUACUUGACUGCAGUGGUUUACCAUGAUGGUCAUUUUUAUUGUCUACUGUCUACUGUAAGCCUAUGUCACAUUCACGCACAAUUAUUAAACCAACUAUCUGAAGAGUUGUGUAAUAAAAUAUUAAACGUGUUUCUCUGUG